GCCCCAAUUCUGAUUCUGAAUUUGAAUCUGAAUCUGGAGGCAAGGAGCUGACUGAUGACUCGAGAGGUAGCACUGGGUUCUGUUGAGGCGCCUCGAGGCGAGUAAGUUAGCUGGAUUCAACCCCGAGUCAAGCAUCGCUGGGGGGGGGAGUUCGAGAGCCUUGGCGGAUGACUCGGUCUGAUGCUGGACCAGACCCAGAGUUUGAGAUUUGUGUCGUUUGUGGCGCCAUGACUCAAGCCUACAAUGUUGUGUGCAGUGCGGCCUCGAUACGACGCAGUUUGUUCGUUCUGCUCUGGCCUGACCUACAGGCAGUGGUUUGUGGCGUGUUGAAAGAAGCUCUCUUCUCCAGGAGCUCUAACCCUCGGCCGUGUUCUUCAUCCUUGCUUUGGUGUGAGGGUUCGGUACGAGGACGGACGCUUGGUGGUGUUAACUGGUCCGGGGCUUCCCGUAUCCGCUCCUUGGUCCCUUUUGCAUCUGCCAUGGUCCGCUCGGGUAUCUUAUCUGUCUUCUUGGGUCGGAUCCCAUAUUCCAACAGUUUUCUUUGGUUCCUUGGAAAAUCGUUGAGAAUAGGGGGUGCAGUUAUAUCAAAUUGCAGGCUGGUUUCGCGGCGAGGUUUUCUUGUAUCCAGACUUCGAGUCGAAUCCUAGGUCUCGCCCCGGGGCUUCUUGUUCGAAAGCACAAACUUUUCAUCGUCAUGCUUUCUGUUGCUCACAGGUGCCUGGACCACCUACCACACUGACUAAAGCUAGACACCAGCGGAUCUUCGAUCCCUACACAUGCCACGUGGGCGACAUGAGUGCGCGGUGGCACUUGCUCGCUAGUCAUGUCAGGAGACUCAAGAGUCAAGACCCUUCUUGCUCGU
This is a messenger RNA of Aspergillus brunneoviolaceus CBS 621.78, 862 nucleotides long. RefSeq lists its product as uncharacterized. NCBI's taxonomy places the organism in Eukaryota, Fungi, Ascomycota, Eurotiomycetes, Eurotiales, Aspergillaceae. The transcript has a single exon. The coding region runs from base 168 to 647 and encodes 159 amino acids. The record is from RefSeq and is a predicted model, not a curated record.